Cadophora gregata is the source of this 1428-nucleotide messenger RNA. RefSeq lists its product as uncharacterized. The transcript has a single exon. Lineage: Eukaryota; Fungi; Ascomycota; Leotiomycetes; Helotiales; Ploettnerulaceae. The record is from RefSeq and is a predicted model, not a curated record. Bases 214 to 1245 code for a protein of 343 amino acids.
GCUUAAGCUCCGCACGGCGCAGGGAAGGUUUGCGCAUCAACCGAUCACUUGGCCUAGUUUGGUUGAUGGCCGAAACCUUAAAGCUGAACUGGUCCCUCCUCGCAGAGGCGUUUUCAUUCCUUCGACCGAAUCGAAAUCUCUACAUACAAUCUUCGGUAAAUACCUGGUCUCCUUCUGGUGAAUCUCUCGCCUUCACCCAAUAUAGCGAGCGACAUGGAGCUCACGCUUAGUCCUUCAUCGCCCACCUUGCUUGCGCUGCUACAGCGACCAGACGAUGCACAGUUCACUCAUCAUGUUAUUUUUCACUUGCGUCCCUGUGAGCUGGACAGCGACGAUAUGCGCCAAGUGAUCAAGAUCAUCUGUCAGAUGAGCUCGCUUCGCAAAGUCGAAAUAUGCUACCGCGUCGGGAGUCCAGUUCUUGACUUCAUACAUCAAGUCGCGCCAUCAUCCUUUUCGCAACUCCAAGCCUUCCGCCUUCAGCCGGAACCCCUCGAAGGGCCGAGUGAUUGGAAACAAAUGGACAUCUCCGCCGUCCCGGUCUUGCAAAUAUCUGACCUGCCUGAAGCUGAGGAGCUGUAUUUACAUGGACUAGAACUUACGAGCAAUUCUAGUGCAGCAGACCUUGGCAGAUCAUUCCAGACUCGGCGACUUACAUUGAAGGAGUGCCAGAUCAAGGCACCAGAGCUUGGCCUGCUCCUGAGUCACAGUCCAAGACUCACCUCGCUGGACUGCGGCGUCUUGAUUGAUGCCGAAAAAGCUCGCGAAUGGUUUGACCUGACCAUGAUCAAACAGGGGCUGGCAUCCUUUUACUCUACCUUGAAACAUCUGAGCAUCUCAUUCGAGCUUGCCACGUCGACGGCAAUCGAUACCGGGAACGAAGGAACUUGGGGCAUACGAUCAUCCUUGACGUCACUGAAGUCAUUUUCGCAGCUGCAGAGCCUCGAAAUUAGCUUUGUCACGCUUCUGGGCUGGAACGCCUCAAGCGCCCCGAGUCUAUCAGAGGUCCUGCCUCAAGGUCUCCAGCAAUUGGUGCUCACGCGCGACGAGGCAUUCUGGUGGGGUUACCAAUGGGAUGAAGGUUUUGCGACGGGGACGAUCAGGAAUAUGAUCCAAAAGUAUGUUGAGCCGCGCCAGGGUCACUUGCGGGAGUUAGCUCUGCAUGUUCCCGAGGGGAUGGGAAGUUUCGAGAUCGAUGUCCCUCCCACCCGGGACGUCAAAGUGAAAAUCAUAGAGGACGAAUUUUAGCGUCACAUUAAUCCGAAGACCAAUGCGAAACGGUCCGCGUUCAAGUCAAAUCGUGACCGUCCAUAUGCAAGUCAUUGAAAUAAACAUCCAGGCGAAACGUCCCGCUUCAUAGCCCCACCAGGCUCAGACACUAGUCGUCAAUUAACUUUGCAGUCCAUACCAUAAAUAUAUCCUGCCUUCUAC